GUAAUAUCCCGGAAAGCUCUAAAGGUUACAAGGCUACGAAAGCUGUCAUAAGUCGUUCGAUACCGACGGAUCAUGAACAGCUUCAAGGCCAGUUGGUGUAAACACUCUUUACGCAUGGUAUCGUCUUCUACAAGCUCGCAACAAGUUCCAACAAAAUGGCUACAACGAGUUACAGAAGACCAAUCGGAACCACCAAGACUUUAUGCUUGGCGGCUUACAAACUUACUUGAUGGUGCAAAUCCUGAUAGUGCAAAUUACGCCCGUAAAUCCCCCAAGGUGGGAGAAAUACCGAACCUAGACGAUGAGCGCCGCCGCAUAUACAUCCUAGGCAUCGGAAACAUCGGUCGUCUAUAUGCAAGCUUUCUUGCUAAGAAUGAUCCCCGGCCGCCGAUUACCUUAGUCGUCCAUCGGAGGGAACUUUUAGACCAGUGGAAAGCCCAUCCGGGUAUCGAGCUGGUGCGCGACGGUAAGACAGAGUGGAACCCCUCGUUCCGCAUCGAAUGGUGGACCGACACUUACCCAGCGCACGGCUUGGUAAGGGAACCAGGCUCAGGCUACGGUAUCAGCAAUCUAAUCAUAGCCACUAAAGCCCCGGAUGCUAUCCCACAGGUCGACUGCGUGAGACGGUAUCUCGGCGGCAGCUCGACCGUCGCGUUCGCGCAAAACGGCAUGUGUAAGCUCUGGCCGCCGCUGGGAAAAGCAUACGUCGCGGCGCGGUUUGGCAAAGGUAAAGGUCCGCGCUGGCUUGCGUGUGUGACGACCCAUGGCGUGACGUCGCUGGGGCCCUUCCGCAGCGUUCAUGCCUCGCCUGCGGACGUGCGCGUGGGGUCUGUGAUGGUACGCGAAGACGGCUGGGAUGGUAGUGAUAAUGAUGGAGAUAAAGAUGACUACCUGGCUGAGCAGAUCGUCGGUGCGCCGGGGUUAAAUGCGCGGAGAGUCGCGACGCGGGAGUUGUGGGUGGCGCAGCUGGAGAAGCUGGUGGUUAAUGCGGUUAUAAAUCCGCUGACGGCGGUGCUAAUGUGUAAGAAUGGGGAGGUUUUUGAGGAGCGCGGGGAUGGGUUGGGGGGUGUGGUUGAGAUGUUGGUGGAGGAGGCGAGUCGCACGCUGAGAGCGCUAGUAGGACAUCGAAGUAGUGAGAAUAUAUUACUUGCGCAAGAUAAAGAUAGAAAGGGUGGUGUAGCGAUAGGGGCAGCUACGGAAGAGAGUCUCGAAAGAACACGGGAAGGUCUUGUAGAGAGAUUCUCUUCCGCACGGUUACGGACAAUGCUCUAUAGUGUUGGUGAGAAAGUGGCGGCGAACACGAGCUCGAUGCUACAGGACGUGCGAGCCGGUAAGAAGACCGAGAUAGAGGACUUCAACGGCUGGCUUGUGGAGACGGCGCGGUAUCUUGGAGACGAGGGCGGGCUACCUGUUAACCAGAAGUUGAUUUCGUUGGUUGAAGACGGAGCGGUGCGGACGAGAGGUGAGUUGGUUAAAGAGCUUCAAAUUAGUCGGAGCUAGGUUGAAUUGUACAUGUGUACCUGUGUAUAUGAGGUUGUAUAUCAUAACAACAGACAAACUUUCAACAUCUAUCGUCACGAGGUAGGACCAAAUAGCAUGGAGGAAACUUUGUUGUUCCGUAAGGAACUCUGACCUAGGUAACUACAGAAACCUACGACUAUACAUACUGAACAUUUCCUUUGUUCUAGAUAUCUCAUCCAGAGCCCUAGCACCUAUAGCCUAUUUAUACCUAUUAUUAAAUGCUUUACUUUUAC
Daldinia decipiens is the source of this 1754-nucleotide messenger RNA. RefSeq names its product 6-phosphogluconate dehydrogenase C-terminal domain-like protein. Lineage: Eukaryota; Fungi; Ascomycota; Sordariomycetes; Xylariales; Hypoxylaceae. Gene Ontology annotation, cellular component: cytoplasm; mitochondrion. Gene Ontology annotation, molecular function: NADP binding; 2-dehydropantoate 2-reductase activity. Bases 73 to 1500 code for a protein of 475 amino acids. The record is from RefSeq and is a predicted model, not a curated record. The transcript has a single exon.